UAAAUACUACGCAAUCGACCAAUCGUGACUCACUUCACUAGGUGCAAGAUGCGAAAAUAAAAAUAAAAAAUAAUAAAAUAAAAAAGAUAAAAAGUAAAUCAUGGAUUUGGAAAUUGCUAAGUAAACAAAAUACUUUUGUUAACGUUACUACUUACAAGAACCAUAUUAACCUCAGUGACCUACUUCUGCUACUAAUACGAGCACGACUCAAAGAUGCCUGCUGUAACAUCAACAACGCCAGAAGAACAGAAUGAUGCAGACCAGAAAAUGUGGAAUGCCCUCAGGAGAUAUAUCAUACGAGAACGGCAAAGAAAAAAAGAAGAGUAUGAAGCAGAGGUGGAAGAAGAGAGAUUGAGAAAAGAACGUGAAGCCAGAGAAAGACAGGAUGUUAUGACAUUGGAAGAAACAAAGGAGCAAAUUGAGCAAUUGGAACUUAAACUAAAGCAAUUAGAGAAGGAGAAACAGCAACUGUUCAUGCAACUUAAGAGAGUGCUCAAUGAAGAUGAAAUCAGAAAACGACAGCAACAAAAGGAGACUAAUGAAAUGCAACCAAUGAAGAUGCCAAUGGGUAAUUUGCCCAUGCCGAUGUUCCCCAUGCCCACAUCGACAGGGCAAGGCGAGCCCCCGCCCUCACAGGGCAGGCCUCCACCGCUAACCUCACACGGACUUAAUAAGAAUAAGCACUCAAACUACAUGUUUGUGUCGCAACAGCAGAGCAUGGUCCGGCCCAUGCAGGCCAGUGUGAAGCGUCCGCGCAGUCCGUCCCCCACAUAUGCUCUGUACACACACAGACUACACCAGCCUCCUAUGAAGCACCAUACUGUGUAUUCAGACCACAAGGUAGAGGAUGGUCGAAUGGGCCGCCAAAUGGCGCGCGCAGUUCUUUGGAACAAAGGAGGUUACUCCAAUCGAGUAUCCGAGCAAUCCUCCCAAUACGCAUCCGGCGUGAGCGGUUCCGGGGUCCAAUCAGGCGCGUACUACGCCAUGCCCACGUCAGGAGUGGUCGUCACGGAACGACCGCCGCCGUUGCUGUACGCGCAACACGCGCACACGCCGCACGCGCACACGCCACACACGCCGCACACGUUGCACCAACCGCACCACACGGGGCUACUGUACGCGCCUACUCAACAACAGCAUUUGUACUUGGAUAAUAUGCUGAAGAGGGAUCCUCAGCCUGAACCCAAGAAGGAAACCCAGCCUCAAGUGCUAAUCGGCUUGAGCGAGGCGCAUCACCCGUCAGUGAGCAGCGGUGUGGUGUACGCGCAGCCGCCGCCCUCCAGCCGACAUCUCUCCAUACACCCGUCCGCGCCCGCGCCGCAGCACUCCAAUAUACAGUCCGCAAAGCCGGGUAGCAUAACGCAGGGUUACCCGGUGCAGCAAUCCAAUCCGAACGUGCAGAAUCCAAACAUGUACCCCAACAGACAUCGCUAUUAGCUACUUUUUUACUACAGGCACUACAAACGCUUGCGGCGAGGUGCUUGAACACAGACCAUAUUUUUUUUAAUUAUAGACUAGCGCUUGGCUGCAAUCAGACCAGACAAGUGAUGAUGCAGCCUAAGAUGGAGCGCUCUUGCCUAGAAGAAGCCUAUUCACUCUUGACUUGAAGGUGCCCAUAUUAAAAUUGGAUGGGAAAACUGAUGCUGGGCUAGAUAUCAGUCUAAAGAGACCAACAAACAGAGACGUCUAUGUACUCUGUCCACGCAGAGAUGUUAGUAAAGGGCUCUCUCUGUUACGUAAUCCCAUACAAAUGACAAAGACAAAAAACGUAACCAUUUUGAGUCAACAACCAAUCACAAGCGAAACUUUUUUCGAAUUGAAUUUCGAAUGUUUUUUGAAAACAUGUUAACGUUGUUUUUUGUAUUUGUCAUUUGUAUGGGAAUACGUAACAGAGAAGACUCCUAUACUAACUUCUCUCCGUGGAUAGAGUAUAAAUAGAUUAAUCAUGCGGAGUGUAAGAGGCGAGACGUGGGAUUCAGUACCAGUGUUAUAUUAAUGUAGAGAACUUUAUUGUGUAAAUAAAAUAUAAAUGUAAUUUGCUGCAAUAUGUAAAUUCUAUAAAUCGCAGCGUGUUACAUUAUACUCGAUCUGUGGAAAAAAGUGUAUAGCGCUUUCUCUGUUACGUUAAUCCCAAAAUAAUAUAGAAGAAACAGAAAUCUCAAUGCGUGCAUUUUGAGUCACGGACCAAUCACAAACGAAAAUAUUUUUUUAAUUGAAUAAUUUUUUUAACCAUUUUCGGAUUGAUUUUCGAGUAUUUUUUGAAAACAUGUUUGUGAUUGGUUGGUGUCUGAAAAUGGUUAACGCCCACUGAUAUUUUUGGCUCUAUCAUUUACUAUGGGAUUACGAAACACAAAGAGCGCUAUAAUACUAACUUCUUUUCCGGAUAGGAUAUAAUUUACCUACUAUGGGAUCAUGUAACACAAAGAGCGUUAUAUUAACUUCUUUUCCCCGAUAGGAUAUGUGAUAGGUCUGCGUAUCAUUUUUUUUUCUUUUUUACUCGUAAGUUGUACAUACAGAAAAGUUAUUAUAGAAAAUUAAUGUUUGCAUUAUGCUUGUUUCUAAACAAAAACUGCAAUGAGUUAAAUUAAACUAUAUUUCUUUGGUUUGUGGAUUAAUGACGGAGACGGCGUUGUUAUAUACGUCAUUAGUUGAAGGCUUGUCAUCGACAAACUAAAAUAACCGACAAAAAAUAAAGAAAUCUUACAUGCAUCAAUACGUAAUUGGUAUGGCCACUGGUUAUGGUUUAAAUAAUAUUCCUUAAUCUGACCUACAUAUUACAAAAUUUUUGUUAUAUUAUUAAGCUUAAGUUUUGCAAAUUAGCAUUGUUCUAUCUACUGUAUAAUAUUAUUUAUUUGAUAGUGAUGCAAAAGGUAGAUAAAUAGGGAAGUAUAAUAAAUAUAAUUUUAAGUAAAGGAAUCUAUAAUACCUUAACAAUAUUUUGCUAAAUUAUGAAUAAUUAUGGUUAUACCACAUCAAUAAAUAAGUAUUAUACUUA
Maniola jurtina (meadow brown) is the source of this 2995-nucleotide messenger RNA. Its product is annotated as mediator of RNA polymerase II transcription subunit 15. Lineage: Eukaryota; Metazoa; Arthropoda; Insecta; Lepidoptera; Nymphalidae. Gene Ontology annotation, biological process: regulation of transcription by RNA polymerase II. Gene Ontology annotation, molecular function: transcription coregulator activity. The record is from RefSeq and is a predicted model, not a curated record. The coding region runs from base 214 to 1437 and encodes 407 amino acids. The transcript is spliced from 10 exons. Gene Ontology annotation, cellular component: transcription regulator complex.